Phanerochaete carnosa HHB-10118-sp is the source of this 4520-nucleotide messenger RNA. RefSeq lists its product as uncharacterized. NCBI's taxonomy places the organism in Eukaryota, Fungi, Basidiomycota, Agaricomycetes, Polyporales, Phanerochaetaceae. Bases 62 to 4348 code for a protein of 1428 amino acids. Gene Ontology annotation, cellular component: membrane. The record is from RefSeq and is a predicted model, not a curated record. Gene Ontology annotation, biological process: transmembrane transport. The transcript is spliced from 31 exons. Gene Ontology annotation, molecular function: ABC-type transporter activity; ATP hydrolysis activity; ATP binding.
ACCACCUCCGUGACUCGUACUCGUGUGCCGCCGGCGCCGUCACGAUCACCUCAAGCAACGAAUGUACAAUCCAUUCCACCCGCCACCCGCGCCGCCUGCAUUCGGCCAGGGCAAGGUUGUACCGGAGGGCCAAGCGUCCCUCUUGUCUAAGCUCAUCUUUGGUUGGCUUGAUUCCUUUCUCGGGGUAGGCUUCACGAGACCCUUACAGAAAGACGACCUCUGGGAACUUCCCACAGAAAGGCAGACAAAUAAUCUCAGCGAUGAAUUAGAGCGGAAUUUUUACACACGUUGUCCACCGGAGAAACGGCCUGUCGAGUUCCGCGACGCCAAUGCUAACCCAUCGUCAUCUACUGCCCGUUCGAGCACGACAGUCGAGCAGGACGAUGUGCCCAAGAGCUCGGAGAAAAAUGCCGAAGACGCCGAGAAAUUUCAGCCCGAACUCGAGAGCGGCGUGACUCCGGCCGGCAAGGGGACGUCCCAGAAGAAGUCAGAGUCGAAGCCGACGUAUGACGCAUCCCUCUUCAGAGCACUGCACACGACGUUCUUCUGGCGGUGGUGGAUUGCUGGAGCGCUGAAGCUCGCCUCAGAUACUUUGAAGACGACCACGCCGCUACUGAACAAGGUUCUGCUCACAUGGUUGACCAACUCUUACACGUAUUACAAGUUCGGCGCUGCGGCUGCGGCUGCAGAGGGUAUCACGAAGCCUCAGGGUAUCGGUUACGGUAUAGGGCUCGGGUUCGCGCUAUUUGUCAUGCAAGAGGUCGCUAGUCUGAUGACGAAUCAUUACAUGCUGCUUACGAUGACUACCGGGCUGUCAGUCCGAACAGGAAUUAUUGGGGCGAUUUUUCGUAAAUCGCUGCGCCUCAGUGGGCGGGCUCGGCUCUCGCACAGCGUUGGGAAGAUCACGACCAUGAUUAGUACGGACGCGACAAGGUUAGACAGAAGUAGCGCAUUCAUACACAACCUGUGGGUUGCACCGAUUCAGAUUGCUAUUGGCGUCGGUUUGCUCCUGAACAACCUGGGAUACUCUGCACUAGUCGGACUCGGCGUCCUCCUUUUCGGUUUCCCUCUGCAGCUUGUGAUCGUGAAGAUGAUGUUUAAGCAUCGCAAGAGGGGUGUUGUGCUGACUGACCAGCGUGUCCGGCUCAGCACGGAAGUCCUGCAGGGUAUUCGGCUGAUCAAAUUUUAUGCAUGGGAGAGCUUCUACGCCCACCAGAUCGGCUCCCUGAGAGAACGGGAGCUGAAAGCUGUCCGCGGUCUUGCACUCGCUCGUGCGAUGCUGAUUGCAGUUGUCACUAUCAUCCCAAUUCUGGCCACAGUUCUGUCCUUCAUUACCUAUGCUCUGAGCGGCCACGAUCUGAACAUUGCCAUCAUCUUCAGCUCACUGCAAUUCUUCAACAUUAUUCGCACGCCUCUCGUCUUCUUUCCACUAGUCAUUGCUAAUUGUGCGGACGCCGCGGUCGCCCUGGGCCGUAUCGGCUCCUUCCUUACGGCUGAAGAGCUCGCAGAGCCGUACAAGAUCGAUAAGUCAUGCGCGUUCGCUGUUGACGUCGACGGUGACUUCCAGUGGGAGACCACGGACAAGGCUGCCGUUGCUGGAGGGAAGUUCCAGGCGGGCAAGUCCAGCGGUCUCGGUGGAAAGGGGGGUGCUACAGGGGACAAGAAGAAGCCAGAGAAGAAGGAGCAAGGAAGGAAGAAGGGGUUGUUUAGGCGGAAGAAGGGAGGUGUCCUGCCGACCGCUGCAAAAGAGGGCAAGACCAAAGAGGGCAAGAAAGACGAGAUACCGUUUGAGCUCAAGGACUUGAAGCUCCAGGUUCCAAAAGGCUCGUUUGUGGCUAUCGUCGGGCGCGUCGGGAGCGGAAAGAGUUCCCUCUUGCAAGCAUUGAUCGGUGAAAUGCGCAAGAAUCGGGGAGAGUGCGUCUUCUCGUCUUCGGUAGCAUAUGUCCCACAAUCGGCAUGGAUAAUGAACGCGACUCUGAAGGAGAACAUACUCUUCGGUCAGCCCGAGGAUAAAGAACAACUCCGUGAAAUCAUCAAGGCGUGCUGCCUCGAGCACGACCUCGAGAUGCUGCCGAAUGGCGAAGACACCGAGAUCGGUGAGAAGGGCAUCAACCUCAGUGGCGGACAGAAGGCCCGCGUCUCGUUGGCUCGUGCAGCGUAUUCUGAAGCAGACAUUGUGCUGAUGGACGACUCGCUCAGCGCGGUCGACGCUUACGUUGGCAAGAGUAUCCUUGAGAACUGCUUGCUGACCGGACCACUCGCUGACAAGACGAGAGUGUUGGUGACACACGCGCUACAUGUCCUCGACAAGACAGAUUACAUCUACGUCAUGGAACACGGAGUGAUCGCUGAGCAAGGCACUUUCCAAGAACUCAUGCACAACAGUGUUCUCUUCUCGCGCGUCAUGGACGAGUACGGCAACCUCGAGAAAGAGAAGGCUGAAAAGGAGCAGAAAAAGGAGCAGGAGAAGGCUGUCGACGGUGCGAAGAAGGAAGGCAAGAAGGCUGGGCUCAUACAGGAAGAAGAGCGCAUUACUGGCUCAGUCGCGGGCAAGGUCUAUGCCAGAUACUUCCGCUUCGCAGGUGGCCUGAUCCAGGUCCCGAUUUUGUUGCUGUUGCUCGCUGGGUAUCAGGGAGCUAGUGUUGCCAAUAACCUCUUCCUGGGCUUUUGGACAGCGCAAAGUAUACACGGCUUCAGGAGCGGCGACUACAUGGGGACGUAUGCAGCGCUCGGUAUAUCUAUCGCUGUCUUCUCUUUUGCGCUGAGUUUCCAUAUCAGUUUGACGAGUCUAUCGGCCGGUCUGCGAAUGUUCAGGGCGUCGCUCUGGGCGGUCCUGCAUUCGGCAAUAGCGUUUUUUGAUACAACCCCCAUGGGACGCGUGAUGUCUCGGCUAUCCAAGGACCAAGACACUGUCGACACAGAGAUUUCGAUGAUUGCCUUCCAACUUCUGUCUACUGCAAGCAAUGUCGCUGGUACCGUAGCACUGGUCUUCUACACGUUCCCACUUCUUGGCAUCAUCUUCGUACCCUUGUUCAUCUUCUACUACGCGACUGCAAUCUUUUAUCGGCGCACCUCGGUAGAGACGAAGCGCCUCGAUUCGCUCAUGAGGUCCGCAUUAUACUCCUCAUACUCUGAAACCUUGACUGGUCUGAGCACCGUACGAGCGUACCGCGAGCAGCCUCGGUUCAUUCACACUGCCGAGCAGGGUCUUAACAUGGAGAACCAGGCGUACUACAUGACUAUUGCUAUCCAACGGUGGCUCAGCGUGCGGCUCGAUUUCCUCGGUAACAUCCUCAUCCUCGGCAUUGCGCUGUUUGCUGCAGGCUUCAGGAAAAGCGUGAAUCCCUCGAAAAUUGGAGUAGUGCUAUCUUACACUCUGAGCAUCACCCAAACUUUCUCCGAUCUCGUGUCUACAUAUGCCCAAAACGAGCAGAAUUUUAAUGCUGUCGAGCGGAUUCUACACUAUACGGAGCUACCAUCGGAGGGCGCCACGACGACGCCGAACGACCCCCCUGCCUCAUGGCCUGAGCAAGGCAAGAUAGAGUUCAAGGAUGUUAACCUGGCGUACCGGGAGGGUCUGCCAUUAGUACUGAAAGAUGUCACGUUCGAGGUCAACCCCGGCGAGAAAGUUGGGGUUGUAGGACGCACGGGCGCCGGGAAGAGCUCAUUGCUUCAGGCACUCUUCAGGAUCGUCAACGUGAAGGCGGGCAGUAUCACCAUCGAUGGUCACAAAACCAGUGACGUAGGUCUUGACGUCCUCCGAAGCCGGCUAGCCCUUGUGCCGCAGGACAGUACGCUAUUUUUGGGCACGCUGCGUGAGAAUCUCGACCCGCAAAAUACACGGACCGAUGCAGAGCUUAUCGAGGCGCUGAAGCGAGCGUGGCUGCUCCCGAAAGAGGGCCCUGUCGACUCGACGACUGAGGCGAAGUUUAGCCUGGACGCAGCCGUGACCGAUGAAGGAUCGAACUACAGCGCGGGCGAGAAGCAACUGCUGGCCCUGUGCCGUGCGCUGAUCAAGAACAGCCGAAUCAUCGUCCUGGACGAGGCAACGAGCAGCGUCGAUGUCGAGACCGAUGCUAAGCUUCAGAGGACGAUUCAGACCGAGUUCGCGUCUUCAACCCUGAUAUGCAUUGCACAUCGCCUGAACACGAUCGUUUACUAUGACCGUGUGCUUGUCAUGGACGGCGGGCGCGUUGCCGAGUUCGACACGCCGCUGAACCUGUUCGACCGCGAAAACUCGAUCUUCCGGUCGCUCUGCAAUGAGGCGGGGCUGAUUAAGCAGGACAUCAUCAGGAUUCGUGCCGGCGUGAAGCAGGGCGAACCUGCGAUCCUGGCAUUAGAGCAGUAGACUGUCGCCAUUCAUCAUCUUCAUUCUCGAUCUUCUUCUCUUGUUCCCAUGAAACAUGCACUAGGCUUGAAUUUAGGGUCAGUUGCACGAACAUACUCCUAACGUCUUGUAGAUGAGAUUACGCACCUUUCCUUGUAGUAAGAGGGUUCACGACACAAUAACGCUUUUUAAA